Plodia interpunctella (Indianmeal moth) is the source of this 2681-nucleotide messenger RNA. RefSeq lists its product as uncharacterized. The record is from RefSeq and is a predicted model, not a curated record. Gene Ontology annotation, cellular component: cytoplasm. The transcript has a single exon. NCBI's taxonomy places the organism in Eukaryota, Metazoa, Arthropoda, Insecta, Lepidoptera, Pyralidae. Bases 833 to 1894 code for a protein of 353 amino acids. Gene Ontology annotation, biological process: protein transport.
UUACGUUAUGAUAUUAGUCACGCGUGAAAUUUCGCGCCAACCGCACGCGAUUUCUUCCCCAAAACCAAAACAUUAUUCUGUUUGAUAUUAUAUUUGUGACGUCUAAUUAGUUGGGCUUGUGACCUUGAAAAGGAAAAAUGACAACAGUAAAACGUGUUUAAUAUUAAUGUGAUUUAGAUUUGUUUACGUUUUGUAAAUAGCACGUAUGAGUCAUUGAAUGAUACACAAACACAGUUUUGUUGUGCAAGACGAUAAAAGUUUAGAUACAAUGUAUUAAAACGAUGUGAAUACGGAUAAUUCCUUCAGUUGUGUUCGGCAAGAUAAAUCGUAUAGUUUGGACAAGAAAUUAUUUGAAUAGUGAUAAAUAAUGUGUUUGAGAUAACCUCAAAGUUUGUUAUCUUGAAAAUUUGUGAAUUAACCUAUUUAGAUUUACCAGAUUAGUGAACGAAUCUAGGACCUUUCUUAACAGGAGACGCAAGUUGUCACUGUUCCAUUGAGGACAUUGAAUGUGAAUAUCAUCAUUCCAAAAAAAUCUAGAAGUUUUAAAUGUCAACAGUGAAAUAUAAUCGAUAAACAAUGAUUUAGUAUAAAACUAGAACGAGUUUAUUAAACUUGAUACUUUGAAUGUAAACCCAUAAUACACCAUAUAAAAACGAGAACCAGUAGGUACUUAUUUAAAUUUAACAAACAUUAGACAUUCAAAUACCUAUGGCAUUCCAAAUUAUUUAUAAGAAAUACAUUUUUGUAUAACAGACCAAAGCAUUACCUACUGAGCUAACAUAUUACCAAGAAGAACUUUGUAGGUAUAUUAAACAAAAGAAGUUGCGUCGAAAUGGGAGUUUACUGCAAAAUAAACUUAUUUAAGCCUUCUGAUGGUGCUUAUCUACCUGGCAGUAACGUAUCAGGCAUUAUACAAUAUGGCGUAGACGAAGCUACAGUUUUUGACAAAAUUACAGUGUCUUUAAAAGGACACGGACUCCUCGUUAUACGCGAGUCUAGGAGCGAUGACAAAGGCGACGAUACAUAUACAAAUAAAGAAGUAUAUGUCGAUGUUGAUAACGUAGUCGAGAAUGGAAAGAAGAUACCGCACGACAUCGGCAUGUACGAAGCCAGAUUUGAUUUUAAAUUACCAGAAAAUAUACCCCCAUCUUUAAAUUAUUCCAACGGAAAUGUGAGCUACAAAAUAAAAUGCGACAUCAUUUACUACGUAAGAAUCAAAUUCGAAAUGUCAGGCUUUUUACAGUUCGCGAAAAGAUUUAAGAAAGAAUUGACUGUGUUAUCUAAGAUAAAACCAACACUGGCUACAGAGCCGAUCAUAUACGGCGAACAGAAAAGCCUUUUCAAACCGUUUACGUUGAAAAAAAACGUAGUGAACCUAAAAGCUAAUAUAAAAAACUCGGUGAUACCCAUUGGUGGAAAUAUAGAUGUGGAAUACGAAGUGACAAAUGAUACGAGUAUAAUAAUAAAAGGCGUUGAAAUAAAACUUGUUGAAAACCACACUUUCAAAGGAGGGAAAACUGUGAAUAUGUACAAAGACGUCGACAGUACAGACACGAAAACGGGUUCAAUAAAAAGCGAUGAGAGAGAAAAUUAUGACAAUGUGAUCAAUGUACCAUCUGAUGUAACAUCAUUGGGAUUUUCCGCAAUCGUAUCUAGAAAUUACUUGGUUCGUAUCACAGUAGAAUUGCCAUUUCCGCACACCAAUCUUGUCCUUGAUAUACCAGUGGAAAUAGGUGAUUUGGUGGACGAAAUAGAAGUAGGCAAGGAGGCAAUACAAGACGAAGUUGUGGUUGAUGAUGCUCUCGAUUAUGAUAAUCCACCGCCUUCGUAUUGGGAAGUGAUGGGAGAAAUGACCAAAGUUGAUUAUAUAAGUGAUAAAAGUGGAAAGUCUUGAAGACGAUAGUUGAAUUUGGACGCAUCUAAACUUUCUUCUUUGUCGAGUGUGUGCCGGGUCCAUGAUAGAAAAUGAUCUUUUUCUGAUUGGCCCGAUAUAUAUGUAUUUGUUAUAAAAUAUAGUAUCGUUGAGUUAGUAUCCCAUAACACAAGUCUCGUACGUAUUUUGGGGCUAGCUCAAUCCAUGUGAUUUGUCCUAAUAUAUUUCAUUUCUUUAUUUUUUAUGUAAAGUCUGUUCAAGUCGCCUAAAGGCAUUUUGCGUGACUUUUUUCAACCGCCACCUAGUGGCAAGUAGUCGCACUAGUGUCGCACUAUAUAUAUAUAUAUAUAUGGUUAACUAUAACCAUAUUCAGUUUUAUUGUAGGUAUUAUUGUAUUUUAAUAUUUAAGUUAAAAGAUUAUGAUUUCAAGAGCCGCUAGUAUAAAUAUAGGUAAGAACACGAUACCUGUUAAGAAUUUGUGUGACCCAUAUGCAAUUUUGGAGUCUGUUCUCCGACAAUUGCUUCGUCUACGAACGAUUCGCCGACAGAAUAGAGAAGACAUUCUUUCGACAAAACGUUCGUAGACGAAGCAAUUGUCGGAGAACCGUUUCAGACUUGCUAUAUUGAACUACAAAUAUUGUUUACAAACACGUUGCAAAUUACAACUAAAACAUUAGAUUUGUUGUUGUUAUUUAAAUAAGAAACCAAAUUUUAAUAAUAAAAUUGUUAAAUUCAAAUUGUUAAGGGAUAUAAGUUUUUCAGAGCACAGUUGAUAAUGUUCUGACAAUAAAAUAUUAAACUAUACAGC